GCAGUGACAAGACAGCGGGCAGUGAACAGCAACAGCGGCGGCCAACAAAAGUAAACAGUCAUCGUGGUGCCGCCAGUCCUGUUGAGCCAUUCCCACCAUCUUCCUAGUCCACCAUGGCUUUGGAAUCUUUGCACGGCGUGGAGAGGUACCAGCACAAAUGGAAUGAAGUGCAGGAGGAGGCAACGCUUCCUGAAAUAGGGAACUUCACUAACCAGUACCAGCUAAUGAUGCCGCCGCUGCCUAAGGCAGAGUGUCAGGUGGGAGAGUAUCUGGUGGAUGAGACAGGGCGCAAGAUGAAGCUGAACUAUGCUCACGGCACCACUACACUCGGCUUCAAGUUCAAAGGAGGAGCAGUGCUGGCCGUGGACUCUCGUGCUACCUCUGGGCAGUACAUUGGCUCAGGUAAUGUAAGAAAGAUCAUUGAGAUCAGUCCGUACCUUCUGGGCACCAUGGCAGGAGGGGCGGCCGACUGCACAUACUGGAACAGAGUCUUGGCCAAGCAGUGCCGUAUUUAUGAGCUGAGGAACCGUGAGAGAAUUUCUGUGGCUGCAGCAUCCAAACUGCUGGCCAACAUGGUGUACCAGUACAAGGGUUAUGGUCUGUCCAUGGGUGUCAUGGUGGCUGGCUGGGACAAAAAGGGUGCAGGGCUGUAUUAUGUUGACAGCGACGGCAACCGCAUGCCUGGCAAUGUAUUCAGUGUGGGCUCAGGUUCCCUCUAUGCCUAUGGUGUUCUGGACUCUGGCUACCACUGGGACAUGACAGAUGAGGAGGCGUAUGAGCUUGGCCGCCGCGCCAUCUAUCACGCCACUCACAGAGACGCUUACUCUGGUGGCAUUGUACGCGUUUACCACAUCAAGGAGGGCGGCUGGGUGCGCAUCUCAGAGCAGGAUAGUAAGGACCUCCACUAUGCUUAUGCAGAAGGGAAAACACUGACCCAGUAAUACAUUACUUAAGAGUAAACUAUCAGUAGGUCAUUGUUUGUGUGUGUUUCUUGUUACUUGAGAGACUGGAUCACCUUGCAACCAUCUUACUAUAAAUGGGGUUAUACACUCAGUAAAGUUCUUUGUUCAGGAAUGUUUAACUACUAUGUCUCUUUUUCAAGUAAUAAAAAUGUAUCUGA
Portunus trituberculatus (swimming crab) is the source of this 1120-nucleotide messenger RNA. RefSeq names its product proteasome subunit beta type-5-like (gene Prosbeta5). Lineage: Eukaryota; Metazoa; Arthropoda; Malacostraca; Decapoda; Portunidae. The record is from RefSeq and is a predicted model, not a curated record. Gene Ontology annotation, cellular component: proteasome core complex. The transcript has 6 exons. The coding region runs from base 114 to 941 and encodes 275 amino acids. Gene Ontology annotation, molecular function: threonine-type endopeptidase activity.